This is a messenger RNA of Neurospora crassa OR74A, 282 nucleotides long. RefSeq lists its product as hypothetical. NCBI's taxonomy places the organism in Eukaryota, Fungi, Ascomycota, Sordariomycetes, Sordariales, Sordariaceae. The record is from RefSeq and is a predicted model, not a curated record. The coding region runs from base 1 to 282 and encodes 93 amino acids. The transcript is spliced from 2 exons.
AUGAGCGCCAACCAGCCCGGGAUCACCAUCUCCAUAAUCCCACAGAACAUUGCAUCGAGCUACCAAGUCACUAUGACCGAAACCGCCACCGGGACCGUCAUCAUCACGAUGACUCCCGUUAUCCAGCCGUACAAUACUCCUCCCUCCACACCUCCUCACAUCGGCGCCGGCGCAGAUAUCGAGAAUUCCGACAGCCACACCUCAGAGGGGAAAUCAAUCCCCAACUGGAAUACGACCCGUUUCAAAGUUCACGCGGCAGACCCGAUAGUCAAGAUGCCUUGA